AAAUUGUGAAAAACCAGCGGACAUUUCUCCCUAAAACAAAUUUAUGCUUGCCAGCCAGGCACUUCUCCUUCUUCUUUUCUCUGCCCUGCCACCGCUCUCCGCCCGAUUCUCCGUCGUCCUCCGCUCCAGUUUCUUUCCCCGAAGAACGGAACCCACUAUUAAGCCUUACCAAUAACACUUGAAGCCUAAACUCUCCUUUAGCCUGCAUUUUUGUUUUAUCUUCCUAGAAUUUUUCUCUCCCAUUCCACUUUCCAAGCCACGGUAACAUUAAUGCAUAAACUGAAUUGACUACAGCCGAAUAUGUGUUCCUUUCCAGACGAAAAUAUUCACUAAAAAAAAAAAAAAAGAAAAACAGAGAAUUGCAGCAAUCGAAGAAGUGAUUUUUCAGUUUUUUUUUGUCCACUGUGGUUUAAGCAUUUGGUAGAGAAGUAGAAUUUGUAUUGGGAUUGCUGCUUAUCUUUACUGGGAUUCCAAGCUGGCGAUUGAAAAUCAAGAUUCAAUUUGUCGUAUAAUCAAAGCCCAAAAACAGACGAAUCAUGAGAGGUGAAGGGAUUAUCUGCCUUCCUCUGCCCUUUUGUUUCUUCACUCAAAGAUUGCAUCAAACAUCCAGGGGAAAUACUUUCACUUGUUAUUAGCAGUUUCAUAACACUUUGUGGACGGAAUUAAUCUGAUGGCUCUAAGCAAUCAGGUUCGGACCCAAAGGAGUAGACGGAUAGUGUUUACCUUUCAUUUCUUGGCUACUUUUUGUCAAAUGGCUAUGUCAGCAAUCAUUCCUUUCUACACAAACCUUUAUGGUGAGGUUGCCACGCACUCUGUAGGUUUAGUAUCUGCAAAUAUUGGUCUAGCUUUGUUCUCUUUCAUUUUCGUGUGUCUCACUUUUUGUUGGAAGGAGCCUUCGGUGCGAGAUUAUCUUAGAGUGUUAGCAUAUCUCAUUAUCUUUUUAGUGAGAUUGGUAGCUUUAAUUCUUGCCUUGUUUGGUCAUAAGGCUGUGAUCAGUGACCUUUCCUGCAUUCCGUUUAUGUUUGAGUUGAUUGGAGUUGGAAUCGAGACAUGGCAUGAUCAUUUGAUUGAGAAAAGACUCCAGUUGAUUUGGGGAUUUAUUGGUGCUAUUGUGCUGAUUCUUGGAGAGUCUGCUGGUUCAGUUUACAUGUCCUUGACUCAUCACAAGCCUUUGUGGUUUAUGGUGGUUAAUUGGAUAGUGUCAAUUUUGAGUUUCCUGAUUGUCAUUGUGUUCUAUUAUUUGAGGUCAAAGACUACAGGUGUUACAGGAAACGACAAUCUCAGGGUUUAUGCAUUCUUUCUAGUGUUUGUGGCCAGAUCUGGAAUGCUGUUUUAUGCUUGCGCAACCACAUUGCAAAAGAAGACAGUGAAGAACAUCGACUUCACUUGUAUUCCAUUUGUUGUUGAGUUGGGGAGCAUUUGGAAGAGUGAAUUUGGAUCAUCCUCAGAACCACUUGCAAGAGAACUAGCCAUUCGGAAAGAGAUAUUGUGAAUUCAUAGCCGUAAGCACAACUUGCAGUGAGGACUAGCCAUUCCAAAAGAGAUAUUGUGAAUUCAUUGCCAUAAGCACAAUGUUGUCUUAGGUUAAUGUUUCUUUUACACUUGUUCUUGCUAUGUGUUAAGUUGAUGACUAAUGGCAAUGAUAUAACUGUUAUAGUAGCUUUUGCUAAUGAAACUACUUUGUUUAGUAUGUAUUCUAUAUCAUGACAAAUGGUAUGAGUUGUUGAUCCAUACAAUACAAAAAUGUGAGUCUACUUUAUUAUUAUCAUAAC
Oldenlandia corymbosa var. corymbosa is the source of this 1772-nucleotide messenger RNA. The record is from the annotation of a GenBank genome assembly. Lineage: Eukaryota; Viridiplantae; Streptophyta; Magnoliopsida; Gentianales; Rubiaceae.